AUGGCAGACAAAUUCGACGCGUCUCUCGACCUUUUGCGCCGGCUCGACCCGAAACGGGUGUCCGAAAAUCUCAAUUCUAUCUGCUCGCUCGUCCAGUUAGACGGGUCAGACGAAGGCGUGGAGUUGGCACAGGAUCUUUUGGCGGCCGUUGACACGCCGUUGCAGAUCGCCCGGUGCCCUGACACAAACAAGCAGUUUCUCUGCUGCGAUUAUAAUAGGGACGGGGACCUGUACCGGUCGCCGUUUUCCAAUCAGUACGUGCCGCCCACGGACGACGACGAGCUGCCCUAUCCCUCGGCGCUUUUGCGUCAAUUGGAGAUCAAGGCCAACGAGAGUUUCGACGUGUAUAGGGACUUGUAUUAUGAAGGCGGCGGGCUCGCGUCCGUGUACAUGUGGGACACGGCAGAGGACUUGGAGGCCAACAGCAUUGAGGAGGGCUUUGCCGGCGUAGUGUUGUUCAAAAAGGAGACCGAGGACCGCUCUGGUAAGUGGGACUCGGUGCACGUGUUCGAGGUGGUGCCGGAGUCUUCCACGCAGGCCACAUACAAGGUCACCUCGUCGGUGAUUUUGGACGUGCAGAAGGACCAAGCUGCACAGGGCCACAGGCCGUUUUCGUUGUCGGGAACCAUGACCAGACAGUUGCAAACCACGCAGUCGCUCAGCACCGACGGCGGCUCGCUCGAGUGGGCGCAUCUUGUCAACUUGGGCCAGCUCGUGGAGAAGUCUGAGACCAACGUGCGCAACCUCUUGCAGGACGUGUACUUCGACAAGCUCAAGGACAUUUUCUUGAAGGACUUGCGUUCCUUGGGCGACGUUUCCGAGAGACGGGCAGAGGACAUCAAGCAGAAGGAGUUGAUCAAGGGUUUGCAGGGCUUGUAG
Metschnikowia bicuspidata var. bicuspidata NRRL YB-4993 is the source of this 879-nucleotide messenger RNA. Its product is annotated as F-actin-capping protein subunit beta. Lineage: Eukaryota; Fungi; Ascomycota; Pichiomycetes; Serinales; Metschnikowiaceae. Gene Ontology annotation, biological process: barbed-end actin filament capping; actin cytoskeleton organization; cell morphogenesis. The record is from RefSeq and is a predicted model, not a curated record. The transcript has a single exon. Gene Ontology annotation, cellular component: F-actin capping protein complex; actin cortical patch; cytoplasm. Bases 1 to 879 code for a protein of 292 amino acids. Gene Ontology annotation, molecular function: actin filament binding.